UGACGAUAGUGUUAACUACAUGUCAGAAAAAUCGUAAAAACAACCGCGUGACUUCGGUAAUCGGUAUAUACCGGUGUUAUAAAUAAAUUGUGAGUUGUGUUUGGAUUUAGUGACGAUGGCUAGCAACGCGCCAGUGAAAAAAGUGCCAAUACAUUUACAGAGCUCCCAGAACCGGCUGCUCAUCAAGAAUGGAAGGGUGGUCAAUGAGGACGGCAUGGAAGACGCCGAUGUCUAUGUUGAAGAUGGGGUCAUCAAGCAAGUGGGCCGGAACCUCAUCAUCCCUGGUGGUACCAGGACCAUCGACGCUACUGGCAAGCUGGUGAUGCCUGGUGGGAUCGACCCCCACACCCACUUCGAGUUGGAAAUGAUGGGUGCUAAAACUGCCGACGAUUUCUAUAAGGGCACAAGGGCGGCCGUGGCGGGAGGAACUACCACAGUCAUCGACUUCGUGCUCCCCCAAAAGGGGCAGUCUCUCCUUGAGGCCUACAACAACUGGAGACAGAAAGCUGAUGGCAAGGUGUGUUGCGACUACGCCCUCCACGUAGGGGUCACGUGGUGGUCACCAUCCGUGAGGAAAGAGAUGGAGCAACUGACGAGUGAGCAGUACGGAGUGAACUCCUUCAAGAUGUUCAUGGCGUAUAAGGAUUCGUGGAUGCUAGACGAUUACACUCUUUAUCAAGCCAUCGAGGCUUGUGCUGAGCUGAAGGCUAUUCCUCAGGUCCACGCUGAAAACGGAGACAUCAUCGCCCGUAACACUGAGAAGCUGCUCGCUAAAGGGGUCACGGGCCCCGAGGGUCACGAGAUGUCGCGUAAUGAAGAAGUGGAGGCGGAGGCUGUGAACAGAGCCUGUGUCAUAGCCAACCAGGCCAAUUCCCCGCUGUACAUCGUCCACAUGAUGUCAAAGAGCGCUGUGCAGGCUUUGCAAAUAGCCCGCGCCAGACAAAGGCAGCCUUUGUACGGGGAAACCUUGGCGGCUACCGUCGGGACUGAUGGCAGCCACUACCGCAACGCGUGUUUCCGUCACGCGGCCGCGCACGUGCUGUCGCCGCCGCUGCGCCCCGACCCGGCCACGCCGCAGGCCGUGCUCGACGCGCUGGCUGAUGACCACCUCCAGCUGAUAGGCAGCGACAACUGCACCUUCACUGAGAAGGACAAGGAGCUGGGCAAGGACAACUUCGCCAAGAUCCCUAACGGGGUGAACGGAGUCGAAGACCGCAUGGCCAUACUCUGGCAGAAGGGGGUUAACACCGGUAUCAUGGACCCCUGUCGGUUCGUGGCUGUGACGAGCUCCACUGCAGCCAAGAUCUUCAACAUCUGGCCUCAGAAAGGCCGCGUGGCUGUCAACAGCGACGCUGACAUUGUCGUGUGGGACCCAAGACUUGAGCGGACCAUUUCCGCCUCAACUCACAAGCAUGCUGUGGACUUUAAUAUCUUCGAGGGCCAACACGUAGUGGGCAGUCCUCAAUACGUGGUCGUGAACGGACGAGUGUGCUUGGACGAUGGAGAUUUGAGGGUCGUUGAAGGUUUCGGCAAAUUCAUCAAGACUCCAGUGAACUCUCCGUACGUGUACGGGGAGGAAGCCGCGGACUCCGUGGAGCCCCGCGCGCAGUCCCCGAUGAUUCACACGCCGAAGAGAGUCACCAAUGGAAAUACUCCCUCCCCUGGUUUUGGCGAGGAGCUGAAGCUGGUGAACAAGCAGCUGGAGGCCAUGUCGGGGCUGCCGUCGGGCUGCAGCACCCCCACGGGCCGCAAGAUGCGCGACACCGCGCAGCGCGACCUGCAGAGCUCCAGCUUCUCCAUCAGCAAAGAAGUCGAGGGCUUGGACACGAAGACUUCGGUCCGCGUAAGGAACCCCCCAGGCGGGAAAUCCUCAGGAUUGUGGUAAACCUGGAAGGUCGCGCAACAGCUGGAGGCUUGAAGAGUUUGCAGGGACGUCAAAUGUUACAUGGUAACAAGAAUACUAGACCAACAAGGCUUCAAUGCAUAUUCCAUUUAAAAUGACGCUUUAAAGAUUUUAGUUACAUUUGCAUAGGAACCUAUAUUAACCUAUAUUUUCUUUACUACUAAUUACCAUUGUUAUUUUUGUGAGUUACCAUCAUGGUUUGACUUUCCGUUAUCCAAAUCAUAAAUCAAUAAGUUAAAGUUAUAACACAAAACAAUUCAUAAAAAAUACUUCAACAAAAUCAGGUAUUUCAUUUUUACCGAUAUUGAGGAAAGAAUAAAGGUUCUAUUUCUAUGUAAUAUAUUGAAAUGAACAUAAAAUUUUGUCCAUUUGAUUGUACCUCAUGUUCCAUGAUGGAUCAUGAGCCAAUGUCUGUAAAUGGGAUGGACCAAUCGACGUCAGCGCACAACGAAUUUAAAAAUGGAAAACGCGCUUUUAUUGAUGGCUAAUUUCUAUCAAGCCUUGUUGUGAUUGGUUCUUUUGCAUUUAAAUGUGUUGAUUGGUCCAUGACUUUUGGUGGUUUUAUUUAUUUAUGGUUUUUGUACUCAUAGGCAGCUAUGGAGUAUAUUGACGGUGAUGAGAUUUUUUUAUCAUAUUAUGAUUUAUCAAGCGUCGCUCUUGACAAUAUAUACCUAAAAAUUUGACGUAAAUUUAAUUACCGUUUGGUACACCGUAAAAAUAUAUAUUUUUAGUCUAUGUACGGUUGACUUCAAAAGUCAAUACAAUUUGCGAACAUUUAUUUCCAAAAACGUGAAGAGUAAAACAUUGGAUUUCUCUCAAAGUUUUUCUUGAAUAUUAAAUGUCUGAAAUUUUAUCCGUUUUAUUCCAUGAAAACAGCGUUUAUUAUAACAAAUAGAUUAUGUAUUGAUUUGUUUAUAAAUUAAUGCAUAUUUUGACGUCCCUAACUUAAGGAACCGCUUAGUACAGCUGGGAACCAAUUUAGUCUAUUCGUUCGUAAUCCAAAGCUUAAGUCGUAGAAAUAUGCUCACAAAUUUAAAAAAUAAAUUACAUACACUAAAAUAAUCACAUCUUUAUCCCUUAAAAUGUAGGCAGAGCCAACAACCUUCAAAGACUAGAAGGCCACGUUCAAUUGUAUUCAAAGAAUAACAGGGUGUUACGUCUACCGCCAUAAAGAAGAAUUAGGUACAAGUAUAGAAGCCUUUACCUUAAUAUACUUUAACAAUCUGCAAAUCUAGGCUAAACCCACAGGUAAUAUGACGAACGAAGACCUUUUUAAAGAGUCUAAUAAAACCCUUAACCUCUUUGUUUAUAAAAAAUAAACUAAGAAGUUUGUAGAAAAAAUUGUAGUAAAAAAACGUUCUUGUGUCAUAGUCAGCACAGAUAUCAGUAACAGCACCACGCAGUUAAAAAAAUAGUCGAAUAAUAAUUAUUAAAACUUAAUUUUGUGGGCAUUUUUCUAUAUUAGAAUGUAAUUUAGCGUCUGAAAUAACUGUUUACUGAUUGUAAUACAUAUUUAUUUAGUUAUCAAUAGACUGAUGUAGUCUUUCAGACGGCUUCUUUAACGAAUAAGUAAGUAUAUGGAAAAAGACAUUCAUGAU
Molecule: messenger RNA, 3501 nt
Organism: Amyelois transitella
Lineage: Eukaryota; Metazoa; Arthropoda; Insecta; Lepidoptera; Pyralidae
Gene: CRMP
Product: dihydropyrimidinase
Exons: 14
Coding region: 116-1885 (589 amino acids)
Biological process (GO): pyrimidine nucleobase catabolic process
Cellular component (GO): cytosol; cytoplasm
Molecular function (GO): dihydropyrimidinase activity
Source: RefSeq, a predicted model, not a curated record